This is a messenger RNA of Chara braunii, 1945 nucleotides long. The record is from the annotation of a GenBank genome assembly. NCBI's taxonomy places the organism in Eukaryota, Viridiplantae, Streptophyta, Charophyceae, Charales, Characeae.
CUAGUGCAGAAACCAUCUGCCUAACUAAUGAGUGGAUCAGAUCCUGUUGAUGAUAGAGCAGACAAUAGAAGUCUUACACGUGCAGAUGCACUAAGGGUUCCGCACGUGUUCAGGACCUUGGACGAGGGAGAAGAAAGACGGCUUCGUGCCGAACGUAGAGCCCGUGCUCUAGCAGCAGGACUACAGGAAGCAAACAGAGUAGCAAGAGAGCUGGCAACAGCAGCCAGAGCAACAGCAAUGGCUAACAGUACCAGCUCUGCUGCGUCAUCGUCUGCGUCCUCGUCAGGGAAUAGUGGGACUCAGUUGGGAAUGCCAACGAGUUCUACAAGUUCCUCGGGCACUUCCGGUUCAACAAGGUCUAGACAGUCUUCUAGUCAAAUGGCGGGCUUGCAGUUCAGCCCGUUGACCCCGCGUGAGAGGGAGCUCAGAGAGAUCCAACAGGUUGAGAGGCUCCGCCAGUACUUAGAGGAGGAUCUGAAGAAAGCAACCGAUAGAAAAAAAGAGAUAAAAGGUAGAGCAGCCAGACUUGAUACGUUAGAGGCUGACAAGUCUGCGUUAGAGGGAUUGGACGAAUCAAGUUUGUCUGACCCCCUGAAAGUGUUGAGGGACAACAUGUUGUCACUGCAUGCGCAUGUAGACAGCAGGAUGGACUUCAUGCAAAGCACUUUGGACCAGAUCCUGGAUGCAUUGACAAAGCCAAGAUUCCGGCCACCAGCACAAUCGUCGUUGCCGUUAACGGCGAUGUCAGGUCCCUUUGCCGUACAAAUUGGCACACAACCAAGUGGUACGUCUGCAACAGCCGCACNUCCCUUUGCCGUACAAAUUGGCACACAACCAAGUGGUACGUCUGCAACAGCCGCACAGACUGUUGCAUCUUCUUCUUCGGGUCCAGCGGUGGUUGUUACACCACCGCAACAGACUAGUCCUCCACAAGGACAGCCGCAAGGUCAAUGGUAUCCAAAGACCCCAAUGAAACCGCCUCUUGCCUUCUCAGGCGAGAGAAAGGACGAAGAACUCAACACAUGGUUGAGGACAGUCCCGGUUUGGGUGAAGGCCAAAAGGACCUUGCCUGAGGAUGAAGUGGUAACUGCGGCGUCUUACCUAGAGGGUAAGGCAGCUAAAUGGUUAGAUGGUUUAGUUGUGAAGGCCGGGUAUGGGCGACGCAUGGCGGAUUGGGCUAAGUCAUUGACUUUAGACCAAUUCAUGGAGAUGGUAGAAGCUCGAUGGCAUAACCCCCAGGAGGCUCAAAGGGCCACUGAUGCCAUUAACAAACUUGACCAACGGAAGUUCAGGUCAGUUAGGGAGCUUACGACUACCGUCGAGAGCCCGAUCCUCGUCCCAGGCAUCAACUACAGUGACCAGUUCCUCUUAACCACGUUUGUUAGGUGUCUACCUGAGAACAUGCGGAACUUACUAGCCAGUGAGGCACGCACUGAGUACCACUCAUUUGAGACAUUGUCUAGGAAAGCCUUAGACUUAGAGGCCACGCUAGGCAAUGCUCAACCCACCUCAGGGAAUGACUCAAAGAAGAAGAAGAGUCCUCCGGAGUGGAAGAAGAAGGGGGCGAAGUUGAUGAUGGUUGAGUCUGAUGGGACUCAAACUGAGAUUGAUGAGCUCUCUGACCUGAUGGACUACUCAGAGUAUGACGGCGAGGAGGUAGCUGAGGGUAACACCCUUGCCGCAGUAGUAAAGACUAAGGCAGGUGGCCGAGGGAAGGGCCAACCUAGGAGUCAAGGGAAGGCCGACUCCAAUCAGACCAAACAGUCUGAGUGGGUAAAGGCAGCUCUUGAUCAAGACGUGUGGCGUGACCGCCGAAUGCGUGGCGCUUGCAUCAACUGCGGAGAAUACGGACACACGCAGUAGAAGUGUCAGAACGCUAAGGUUACACAAAAGGUUGCUCCAAAAGUAGGGACAACCUAUUCCCAGGCUUCUAGCUCGGGAAACG